UGAAAAUAAACGGCGGAUUAAGAAUUCCCCCCACAAUUUUUCAACAAAAUUUAUAAUGUUUUGUUUCUGAGGCUUAAUGUGUCGAAGAAAACGAGCGAAUCGAAGCUUUUGGACUUUCCCACUGAAGAACAAUAAGCUGUGCGUACGCUUCCAAAUCGCCUGUUCCACCCCACGCCACCGAUAUAACUCGAAUGGUCAGCAAAUGGACGCGGUAGUUGUUUUCUAGCAAAGGCAGUUUGAUUGGUUGGAAACUGGUAUCUUUGUGGGAGACUUUUAGAUCGCUGAAGUGAUGUGGACGAAUAUUUUCAAAAUUGGGGGUCUACAUCAAAUUUCAUGGUUCCAGUUUCUGCCUAAUGAAUCUGACUUGAUUUCGUUACCGGACAAAAGUGCAAAGGUUGAGCACAACGAUGCUGCCACAUUCUUGGUGCUUUCAUCACACGUGCAAUUACAGAAGGAAGGAUUUUUAAGCACUUGGACCAACUCAUUUGUUGGGCCUUGGGACCCAUCUCAGGGUUUGCACAAUCCUGAUGAAAAAAUUAAACUUUGGCUUUUUCUACCUGGGCGCCAUUCUUCUGUUGCUGAAACUGCUCAAGCAGCUGUUUCCAAGUUAAGGGUGGUUGCAUCUGGACUGUGGACCUCUCCUGGGGAUUUGGAGGAGGUUGCGGCUGCCCUUUCACAGGCAUUACGAAACUGUAUUGAGAGAUCCUUAACUGCACUUUCAUACAUGAGGUUUGGAGAUGUUUUCACAAAAUAUCAGUAUGGUCAAAGUGAAGAAUUAUUCAGGAGAGGGCAACCUACAAUGGAGUUCAUAUUUUCUGCUACUGAGGAGGCAAUAUUUGUGCAUGCCAUCAUAUCUGCAAAACAUAUUCGAGCACUAUCAAAUGCAGAAAUUGAAAGAGUGUUGAAGCAUUCUGCAAAUAAUUCCUGUCUUGGACUUCCAGUGAUUGUUUCACCUCAUGGAAUCCGGGGUAGGUUCACUGGAUGUUGUGCUAGUGAUGUUGUGAAACAAAUAUGUUCCAGUUCUGGAAAGUCUAGGACUUCGUGUGGAUUUGUGGGUUUGCCCCAUCACGUUUCUCAAGGUGGCUGCCAAUCAAAGGGGCAAAAUUGCUAUGUUGAAGUUACCCUAGGGUGCUCUAAAUCAGUGAGUGAGAGGCCGCUGCAAUCCAAUUCAAAUUACAUAAGAAACGUAUCAACAUCUGGUGAUCUGAAAGGAUUGGCAAACAAUUUAUCUUUUCAUAAAAAAACUUUUAUAUAUCCAUCCGAGGCAGUGCUUGUUUUGUUAUUGCAAACUUCAUUUGCCAGGUCGUCCUUGAAAAGAUUUUGGCUGCAAAACUGGAUAGGACCCUCGUUACCUGGUUCUUCUUUCUACAUGCAUUGCGGUGGAAAUGUAGAUUAUAUGGAAGGUUUGUGGACUGAGACUGAUAAAAUACGUUCACAGCAUGGUUACGAUAGUAGCAGCAAUAGUAACAGUAGCAGCAUUGGUAGCAUAAGUAGUAGUUCUAGUGAUAGUGAUUGCAAGACAGGAGCCAGCGAACUUGAAGCAGAUGCUGAUUCCUUAUCUUGCAGGCAGUCUGGAUUGUCUUCAAAUGACCAGUCAGCAAACAGUGGCCGAAAAUUGGGUAUUAAGCGGUCUCGUUCAGGGAUGCCAGAUUCGUUAGAUCAAAUGGGUACAGGUGCUCAAAUUCAGGAUGCUUUCAAAUCCGAGUUUACAUCCACCGAGCUCAACAAUUCCGCUAUUACAGGAGUUAGUAAUGUGCUAAUUGGAUCUCCUUGGGACUGGGAUGAUGAUGACAGGGGCGUGGAUGACAUUGAAGAUCUCCUUUUGCAUUUUGGGAGCUUCGGAGACUUCUUUGUGAAUGAUGUUUUACCAUUUGGGGAGCCCCCAGGAGCUGCAGAGUCACAAUCUCUUUCGUUUUCGGCUCCAGACUAUGCUGAUGUAGGUAGCAGUCCAGGUGGGGUCAUGGAUGUUUCUGAUCAGAUGCUUUUGCCUGUGGGGUUUCCCUCCUUCGAUAGCUUCAACCCAGCUGUUACAAAAACAACAGAUGAGGUUCUAAGCAAAGAUCAUGAAGUCACAAACAAUGCAUUGUCCUCAGUAACAGCCAAUCAAACUCCAGUGUCUUCUUCUGGGGAGUUUGAUCAAAUUACCAAGUAUGAAGCUCUGAUGACACUUGCUCCAGAAUAUGGAGCAGUUGAAACACCUACAAGUGAGUUUUCUUCAUCAAUAUUCCGAAGUCCAUAUAUUCCUAAAUCUCGGGAGCUAGAGAGUUCAAACUUAAGCACAAACAGCUACAUAUAUGGUGCAACACCACCCUCUUCGCCAUACUUCGAUUGGUCGGAUGAAAAGAGUGGUAUCUCCUCAAAUUCAAAACCAUCAAAUGUUCUAAGUGCAAAAAACUACUAUACACAUGUUGACAAUGUGAAAGAGAAACAUAUAAGAAAAUCAGCUGCAUGUAAGAACAGCAUCUCUACAUCUGAUGGGCUGGCAUCAUCUCUCUCAAAUCACAAUGCUGUAAAUGCGGUCAAAUCUGCACAGAGGAAGACGAAUGAGGACACUGUUGAAGCUGAUUGUUUAUUUAUGUCUCAGAAGCAUGUUCUUGCAAUGGAAGUUGAAUGCUUAAUGUUCCAAGCUUCUAUGUGCAGAGUACGGCAUACCCUGCAGUCGUCUGGUAGUUCCACAGUUUCUGGUACAAAUCAGCUGUCAAGUGAUCCAAGUACUAUUACAGAUUAUAUGGCGAAUGAGGUGAAGAAGAAAGAUACUAUACCAAUGAGAAUAGCCGGAGAUGUUGAUGAGGGAACACUUGAUGGACACCACAAUGCACCUGUUGGUGUUUGGCGGUCUGUUGGAGUUCCCAAGGUUCCAAAGCCCUCAAAUUCACCUAGUAUGGAACUUGGCUCUUCCUUACCCCACAAUUCUUUCCAUGAAGAUGGAGUUCUCUCUUAUGGGCAAAGACCACCACUUCAGGAACUCCUUGAUGCCAUGCCUUUACUUGUCCAGCAGGCUACUUCUUUUGUUGACCUGGCCUUGGAUGCAGAUUGUGGUGAUGGUCCGUAUGGCUGGCUAGGUUUGCAGGAACAAUGGAGGAGGGGAUUUCCAUGUGGGCCAUCUAUGGUUCAUGCAGGCUGUGGAGGAACCUUAGCCUCUUGUCAUGCAUUGGACAUUGCAGGCGUUGAGUUAGUUGAUCCUCUUUCUGCUGAUGUUUAUGCCCCGUCUGUAAUGAGUUUGCUGCAGUCCGACAUGAAAACAGCCUUGAAAUCUGCAUUUGGCACUUUGGAUGGUCCAUUAUCUGUAACUGAUUGGUGCAAAGGUCGUGGUCAAUUAGGUGAUAUGGGAAGCACAGGUGAUGGAUUAUCUGCUGAGUCUACUAUAAAUGAAUCUAAAGAUUCUUCGAGUACUGUUAUGCUAAACAUUGGAGAGCCCAUAAGCCCCUCACAUUCUUCUGCUAGUGGAUCGUCUAGUCUCAAAGGCAGUAGCACAAUGGAUGGGUCCAAAAUGGAUGAGACUUCCCAAAGGAGAUCAAACCAAGAAAUCUCCAGUUCAGGAUCAGACCAGCAACUACUACCUUCCCGAUUGAGACCAACGAUUAUUGUUCUCCCAUCACCCGCGAUACUUGUUGGGUACCAAGAUGAUUGGCUUAAGACAUCUGCCAACUCUCUGCAACUUUGGGAAAAGGCCCCUCUUGAGCCUUAUGCUGUACAAAAACCUAUAAAUUAUUGCGUCAUUUGCCCAGAUAUCGAUCCUCUUGCAUCUGCUGCCUCCGAUUUUUUCCAGCAACUAGGAACUGUGUAUGAGACAUGCAAGCUGGGAACACAUACCCCACAUAAUUUAGGGAAUCAAAUGGAUGUCGAUUCUGGGAAGUUGUUAUCUUCAGGUUUCGUCCUACUCGAUUGUCCCCAGUCGAUGAAAAUUGAUAGCAGUAGUGCUUCAAUUGUCGGUUCAAUUAGUGACUAUUUGCUUUCUCUAUCAAAUGGAUGGGACUUGACAAGUUAUCUUAGAUCUCUUUCAAAAGCUUUGAAAGGUUUGAAACUCUCUCCAUCUAUGUCAGCUAAUCCCAAAGAAGGCAGUAAUGGUUCCUGCAUGGUACUUUAUGUCAUAUGUCCUUUUCCUGAUCCUCUGGAAGUAUUGCAAACUGUCGUUGAAUCUUCUGUUGCUGUCGGUUCUGUCAUGCUCCAGUCAGAUAGAGAUAGGAGGACAAUAUUGUGUAGUCAGGUUGCAAAGUCAUUAAGCUGCUCAGCAGCUGUUGACGAGUCAUCAACGUCAAACGUUCUAGUUCUUCAAGGAUUUACUCUUCCUAAAUUGGUAUUGCAGAUUGUGACAGUUGAUGCAAUUUUCAGAGUGAGUAGUCCAUCAGUAAACGAAAUUGUAAUUCUUAAAGAAACAGCUUUCACUGUUUAUAACAAGGCUCGUCGAAUAUCACGGGGAACAUCGACUGAUGUAGUCCAGUCAUCAUCAAUAUCCAGUAGAUCUCAUUCAGUUUUAUCAUCAAUGUCAUCUUCCAUUCCAGGGAUGUGGAAAGAUUGCGUUGGUAUUAGAAUAGCUGGGCAUUCACUCCCUCGAGAGGGUGAAAUCGAUGGUACCCUGAGGUCUGGAACCUGGGAUAAUUCAUGGCAAACAAGGCCUGGAUCAUUAAGUAAUGACCCAAAUAGAAUUGGAGAAUAUUAUCUUCAAGAUGAUUCUUGCUACAUGUUUGAACCACUUUUUAUUAUGGCAGAACCUGGUUCACUUGACCAUGGAAUUUCACCAAUAAAUCCUGUUACACUAGGAGUGAAGUCUUCGAAACCAUUAUCCGAUGACAACAGCGGUGCCUUUUUACCGAAUGUAAGUUCAGCAGUAGGUAUGGAUAUAGGAACUAACUCUCAAGUAGAUGGACCUGAGAUGGAUGGGUUUGGAGGUCAUCAAAAGAAUCCUAGCCUACACUGUUGCUAUGGAUGGACAGAAGACUGGCGCUGGCUAGUAUGCAUCUGGACAGAUUCACGAGGAGAAUUAUUAGACAGUCAUAUAUUUCCCUUUGGUGGGAUCAGCAGUAGGCAGGAUACGAAGGGUCUGGAAUGCAUUUUUGUCCAAGUUCUGCAGCAAGGCUGUAUGAUACUUCAGUCAUGUUCUCCCGAUACUAGUGUUUCCAAGCCUAGAGAUUUGGUUAUUGCAAGAAUUGGAACAUUCUACGAACUCGAGUAUCUAGAGUGGCAGAAGGCCAUUUAUUCACUAUGGGGAUCGGAGGUGAAAAAAUGGCCGUUGCAACUUCGCCGCUGCAUGCCAGAUGGGAUAUCAUCAAGUAGCAACGGGAGUUCCUUGCAACAACAGGAGAUGAGUUUGAUUCACGAUAGAAACCUUCCUUCCUCCCCAAAUCCUUUAUAUAGCCCGCAUUCAAAAUCUACAGGCUUUAUGAAAGCUAGCAUUGGACAACCUACUAUAAGAAAGCAGCUAAUGGGUGGUCAUGCAGUGGUGGACAACUCAAGAGGAAUGAUUCAGUGGGUGCAUAGUAUCAGUUUUGUCGCAAUUUCGAUGGAGCAUUCUCUGCAGCUAUUACUGCAAGCCGAUUCACCAUCGCCCGGCGGAAAUCAAGGCAGCGUACAGUCAUCGUCGUAUGUAGAAGGCUUUACUCCGGUUAAAUCUCUUGGUUCCACAUCUUCUUCUUACAUACUAAUCCCAUCACCUAGCCUGCGUUUCCUUCCCUCGAACCCUCUUCAGCUUCCGACAUGCCUCACCGCCGAAUCCCCACCUUUGGCGCAUCUCCUCCACAGUAAGGGGUCUGCAAUUCCACUUUCCACUGGAUUUGCCAUUUCAAGAGCUGUACCCUCAAUGAGGAAGGAUUCCCGGAGCAACAUGAAAGAGGAAUGGCCUUCAGCCCUUUCGGUUAGUCUCAUCGAUUACUAUGGACAUAACGUCACACAAGAAAAGAACGUCCGAGGGAUUAUCAAGCAAGUGGGAAGAAGUUCAAGUGUGGAAUCACGAGACUUUGAAAUCGAGACGCAUUUGAUCCUCGAGUCUGUCAUAGCAGAGCUUCAUGCCUUAUCAUGGAUGACUGUGAGCCCAGCAUACUUGGACCGACGAACUGCCCUGCCGUUUCACUGUGAUAUGGUUUUGAGACUCAGGAGGAUUCUUCAUUUUGCUGACACCGAGCUUUCUAGGCGUGCUGAAAAAUCUAAACAUUAGGACGAUAUCGACUGUGAGGUAAUACCGAGGUUGUUUCUUGCUGCUAAUUAUUCUGUUAAAGACCUGCUUACCAUGUAAAGUUGUGUAUUAUAAUUCUUGUACAUGCUAGAUAGCUGGGCAAUUCUUAAUUAUAAUGCUUAGUUGUUAGGAUUUAGGAAGAGAAUUAAAUGUUAGUUCAGGUUUAUGUGAAAAAUUAGGACAAAUGUAUAUGAAACAAAACGGAAUUGCAACUUCAAAAUCAGUUUGAUUGAGAGAUGCUUUGAUUUUCUCAGAAUAUCAAUGAAUGAUAGAACCACUUAUCUUUCACCCUUA
Molecule: messenger RNA, 6463 nt
Organism: Cucurbita moschata (crookneck pumpkin)
Lineage: Eukaryota; Viridiplantae; Streptophyta; Magnoliopsida; Cucurbitales; Cucurbitaceae
Product: mediator of RNA polymerase II transcription subunit 13
Exons: 23
Coding region: 290-6151 (1953 amino acids)
Biological process (GO): regulation of transcription by RNA polymerase II
Cellular component (GO): mediator complex
Molecular function (GO): transcription coregulator activity
Source: RefSeq, a predicted model, not a curated record